Molecule: messenger RNA, 417 nt
Organism: Vittaforma corneae ATCC 50505
Lineage: Eukaryota; Fungi; Microsporidia; Nosematidae
Exons: 1
Coding region: 1-417 (138 amino acids)
Biological process (GO): vesicle-mediated transport; protein transport
Cellular component (GO): intracellular membrane-bounded organelle
Source: RefSeq, a predicted model, not a curated record
AUGAUAAAAGGAAUAUUCAUUUUCAAUACAGAUUAUGAGACAAUAUUAACGAGAAUAUACUGUAAAUCAAUAAGUAUUAAGAGUAUUAUAAGUGUUUUAAAAUCUAACAACGAUUCUAAUUUCAUUGACUUGAACAGUAAUAUAAUUGUAUACAAGCAGUAUGACGAUUCAAUAAUAUGUUUUGUGGCAAAUGAGGAGAAUGAAAUGCAUAUUUUAGCUUUAAUUACUGUUUUAAUGAAUACUAUUGAAAGAAUGUUAGGUAGUCUCAAUCAUAAAUCACUGAUUUAUCACUUUAAGGAUACUUACGCAAUAGUUGACAAUUUUGUUUUAAAUGGUGUGGUAAUUGGCUUAAAUCCUGCUGAUAUUCUUAGUUCUUUAGAGCAUACUCAGUCUAUUAUAGAUCAAAACAAUCAAUAG